ACAAGACCCAGUCAGUUGCGCUGCGCGGAGCUGCGUCGCUUCGACCCGAGCUACGCGAGUGUCCCUCUGUCCGACCCGUGCCGUGAGUGGAAUGUCUCAAGCUCUGUCGUGUGAAUGAAAAUGUGACAAGUUUGUGGAUAUUCUCAUGGGAUUAUACCGUUGAGCGAAUUUCACGUCUCGUUCCGAAGGCCUCAAGAUGGACGAGCCGACCGACACCAUCACGUUCCUGCUGCAGCUCGGGCUGGUGCGGGACACUUGCACGGUGGAGGCCGGCACCCUCAACCUCAAGGCACUCAAGGACCUCGCCGUCGACUUCAUCAACAAAAAGUUCCCAGACCAUGGAUUGACAAGGCUUCCGGAUCGCCUGCUUCUAUUCCGCCAUGACUAUUCAUCAGUAAACAUUUUGCAGCUUGUAAAUUCUACUGUGGAUAUUGUAGAUGAAACUUUAGUUGAAAUUGUGAUGACAUCCACUUUACCACCAUCUGUCCCAGAAAUAACUGGUGAUGAUGUCCCUCUCAGACCACAUGCCUUAGUGGUUCAUUCUUAUAAGGUCCCAACAUUUUGUGACUUUUGUGCUGAGAUGUUGUUUGGUUUGGUUAGACAAGGCCUGAAAUGUGAAGGUUGUGGACAAAACUAUCACAAAAGAUGUAUAAUAAAAAUUCCAAACAACUGCUCAUAUGCAAUUCUUGACAUGGGGGAGCAAAGGCGACGUAGAUCCUCAACCCUCCAGGUUCCUCGCAGCCCUUCAGAGACCGGAUCUAAUUCUUCUUUGACAUCAGUAUCUGAUGAAUCCAGUGGAAUGCAAAGUCUCAUGCAACAACUUGGAGCUGUUACUCUUUCUGUGCCAAAACAAAGUCGAUCUCCGUCUCUUGGUGGAAGACCUCCUUGGGUGGAAAAAGAAAUGGCUGCUAGGUGUCCUAUCCCUCACACUCUUCUGGUUCAUAGCUAUAUUCGCCCAACACUGUGUCAGAUCUGCAAGAAGCUUCUGAAAGGAUUAUUCAAACAAGGACUUCAGUGUAAAGACUGCCAUUAUAAUGUUCACAAGAAAUGUGUUGAAAAAGUGCCCAAAGAUUGUCCUGGUGAAAGCAUAAGAGAAGGAGGAGAAUAUCCAGACAGUGGGAUGGGGAGUGAACCUGAUCGUGAAAACAGCAGAGAUGGGGCUGAAGAAGAUAGUGACGGAGAAAAUGAUGAUACUGUUUCACCCAAUAACACAAGGAAGAGUUCUACUGUGGAGUCACCAACCAAUGGAUGUUAUGUUGACCACAUUACUGGACCUGAUGAUGAUGGAGAUGUCCAACGUCCAAGGCCUGCUACAUCAUCACCCAGCAAUAACAUUCCACUCAUGAGAAUUGUACAAUCAGUCAAACAUACAAAACGUCGAGGGUCUAAAGUCAUCAAGGAAGGAUGGAUGGUCCAUUUCACUAACAAAGAUCGCAUGCGAAAAAGGCAUUAUUGGAGACUGGACAGUAAGGCCAUCACUUUGUUCCAAAGUGACACAGGAGCUAAGUAUUACAGAGAAAUAUCCCUAGCAGAAAUUCUCUCUGUGGAACCCGCAAAAUGCAUACAAGGGGAUGCUAUGCAUUGCUUUGAGCUACAUACUUCAACCAUCUCUUAUUAUGUUGGAGAAGAUACUAUGUACACUCAGGGUAUGAGAGAUAUGCCUGCUGUUGAAAGUGGUGUUGGAGCUCAUCUUGCCAAAAGCUGGGAAACAAGCAUACGCCAGGCCUUGAUGCCAGUUUUAUCAAACACAUCAAAAGCAGAGAGCUCUUCAGGAGAGGCUCAACAGCUUGAAGAAAGACCAACUGAUAUUAGCCAACUCUAUCAAAUUUUCCCUGAUGAAGUACUUGGAUCUGGCCAAUUUGGAACAGUUUAUGGAGGAGUACAUAGGAAAUCUGGGCGCUCAGUUGCUAUUAAAGUUAUUGAUAAACUGCGCUUUCCCACAAAACAAGAAGCCCAACUGAAAAACGAAGUAUCAAUCCUUCAGAACCUUUCUCAUGCCAGUGUUGUCAAUUUGGAGGGAAUGUUUGAGACACCUGAGCGCAUUUUUGUUGUAAUGGAGAAACUUAGAGGAGAUAUGCUUGAAAUGAUUUUAUCAAGUGAAAAAGGUCGCCUAAGUGAAAGAAUAACAAAAUUCUUAAUAACACAGAUUCUUGUUGCACUGAAGUAUCUCCACAGUAAGAACAUUGUGCAUUGUGACUUAAAGCCAGAAAAUGUCUUGCUAAGCUCGGAUGGAGAUUUCCCCCAAGUCAAAUUAUGUGACUUUGGUUUUGCUAGAAUUAUCGGGGAGAAGUCUUUUAGAAGAUCUGUAGUAGGAACUCCUGCGUAUCUUGCUCCAGAAGUGCUGAGAAAUAAAGGUUACAACCGCUCUUUGGACAUGUGGAGUGUGGGUGUUAUUGUGUAUGUCAGUUUAAGCGGAACUUUUCCAUUUAAUGAGGAUGAGGACAUCAAUGAUCAAAUACAAAAUGCAGCAUUUAUGUAUCCGCCAAAGCCAUGGAAAGAAAUUUCUUCAGAUGCUAUUGAUCUAAUCAACAAUUUGCUACAAGUAAAACAACGCAAACGUUACACAGUAGACAAAUCACUGGUCCACACAUGGCUACAGGAUUAUCAAACUUGGUGUGAUUUAAGAGAUCUUGAAGCCCAAGUGGGAUAUCGGUAUCUCACUCACGAGUCCGAUGAUGCCCGCUGGGAUGCGCUGCGGGUGGAACGUGAGAGAGAAAGAGAUAGGCUCUGACUGUGGUCACAAGCACUCCCAUCAACUCGACCUCCUCCCCUGAAGCCGGUCGGGUGUUUGGCAGUGCUCCGCAAGCCAUGGAAAUGGCGUCGUCGAUCACCUGUUGUAUUUGCAAUGCAGGCUGAGACACCGUUGUGCAGUGGAAAACACACCCGUGCAUUGAGGCAUGGUUUUGAACUGGAGAAGGGUUUACCAAGUUAUAUGGUGAAGGAAAAUCCCUUACAAUCUCCGUCUAUAGUUUGUGGUCUGCACACAGCUGCAAUGUCCACUGAUCCAACUUGUCAAAAUUUAAUGAGGCCAAAUAUUUUGUCUGUUAAUGAAAAGACUCAAAGCAGGAAGAAGUAUGUUAACAGUUUACAUUACUCCCAAAUUUCAGGGCUUACUCCUACAUCACCUUUUGAUAUUAAUGAAUCGCAUUGACAGUGUCUCACAGGAACGUUUUGAUACCCCUGUUUCAUUAUUGCAGAUGCAACAUUUUGUAGUUUUAUUAAUGUGUAGACUGAUUUUAAUUGAAUGGCAUGUUUAUGAGCAUUUUUGAUGAAAUUUAAAUUCUUUAUGUUUCACAACUGACACAAUCCACAUUGUUUAGGAUUGUGAUAUAUUGCUACUGAAGUUUUUAAGUUAAUGUAAGUAUCUGUGAUAAUGUAUGCUGAUACUUCAUGAAGUAAUUAAUUUUGAAAUGCUUUGAAAACUUUAGUAACUUUUUGAAAGUCAAAUUAUUAUGGAUUUGUACUACUCCUAUAGGUAAGCCCACAUUCUCCACUCGAGUGAAGGUUGAUUUAUUCUAUUGAAGCCUAUGCUGAAACAAGCUGAAGCUGAAUACCUAGCUCUGUCAAGAGCCUAAAUCCACCUAAACACACUCUUAAAUGCAAAGUGAUUCCACUCCUAUAUUUGUUUUGGUAUUUCUUAAUCGAUUUGGGUUAUUUCCAGUUACUUCAGUUAUCUUGAUAAUUUCAAAACCAACACACCUCUACUUCUUUACAAAUUAGCACACAGCUUUUCGUUUUAAUUGUUGUAAAACAUAAAGAAGGAACCCUAAUUGAGUAGCUGAUAUUAUGUUUGAUUGACAAAACUCCAUUGCUUGGACUAAGCUAUUUGUUGUGCAGAUCUGUACAAACUAAUUUAUUUAAUGUGUGGAAUGUUUCAGCCUUGCCAAGUUUUUGAAUGCCCAUUCCAGAAGAGCAACAUUUUGCAUGACACUAAACCUCUGUGAUUGUAUUUAGGGAAUCCUGUUUAAGUUGUAUUUUUGCUUAGUACUUUGGUAAAGAGAAGAUAAAAGAUGCUGUUGUAUCAAUUUUAAUUUUGCCUGCUUUUAGAAAAAAAACACAAUGUUGAUAAAAUGUGAUUUUUCUUUAAAUUUGAGACAAACGAUCUUCAGCUCAUACUAUUUUGUGCACCACAUGUCCAAACGUGAAUCAGUACUUACUACAUAUAUUUACACCAUGCACUGGAGCCAGAGUAUUCCCCUUCGUUCAUGAUGUGUAGCUUAUGUUAGAAAUGGUAGACCAUGUCCAUCCAAGCCCCCUUUUGUAUAUUUCAAACUGUGACAGAAAUUCUUGUUACUGGAGGGAAUAUUCACUCAUGCACUAGGUGGGACCAAUAUAUGAAACUUGUGCAAACAAUUUCCCAUCAUACUGAUAAGAUCUGAAAGAUUUUUGACAACAUACUAUUGUAUAGCAUGCUUUUCUCAAAGGUUUGUUACGUUCUGAAGUAGUACGCAUGUUUUUUUUAAAAGCCAUAUGUAGUCUAAAAUUUAGGAACAACAGAAAUUAUUCCCCCAUCAUGUAUGGAAUUUAGUAAUUAUGUGACUGUGCAUUAUGAACUUUGUGAAGAGUUUUGUUUCCAAAUGGUUUUAUUUAUUUUUUUGUUAAAUAAGUUAAAUAUUUAUUUUGUGAAUUGUGUCUCAUUUAACUGUUCAAACAGUUUGAGUAUUAAUUUGAAGUAUGUACUGACAAAGCCAAGCCUGUGAAAAAUGUAACAAAAUCAGACUUGUUUAUGUAUCAUUUCAAAGUGCUAGUGAGUGACUGUCAGGUUUACACUGCAGUAGGCAGUUCCCGUUGCAAACUGUUUAUAGUUUUCAUCGUCAAAUCUCAAGAUGAGAUGUGACAGACAAUAGAUCUAUAUCAUAUGUAUGUUUUGGAUUUUUCACAUUUCUCUUGAGUAUUAAAACUUGUCACCAGCCUCUCCAUUCCAGUUGAUAGGUCAGUAAAGUCGAAUAUACUGUCCACAAUGUCUUCCAUGAGCAGAGUUAUUGGUGAAAACAGUCUACAAAAUACAUAGUCUUGAGAAGGCCUAAAGGACAUACCCUUUUUCAGUAUUAUCAGUGUAUUAAUCUUUCAUUGCAACAUUUAAGUUACUUGUUUAAAAGCCUGACUAUGUACCUAGUGAUUGCUCUUCGUGAAAAACAUUAAACCUAUUUUAUACUCAGCUAAAAA
Frankliniella occidentalis (western flower thrips) is the source of this 5166-nucleotide messenger RNA. It is a transcript of the gene PKD, whose product is annotated as serine/threonine-protein kinase D3. Gene Ontology annotation, biological process: protein phosphorylation. The transcript has 17 exons. Bases 197 to 2731 code for a protein of 844 amino acids. The record is from RefSeq and is a predicted model, not a curated record. Lineage: Eukaryota; Metazoa; Arthropoda; Insecta; Thysanoptera; Thripidae. Gene Ontology annotation, molecular function: protein serine/threonine kinase activity; ATP binding.